GUGCAAAAUAUCUGUUGUUUUUUAAUAGGCGAAAGCUGCAGCCUUUGACAUGGCUACAGCCUCACCAAGAUCUGAUACGAGUAACAAUCAUAAUGGAAGAUUACAGAUGCAAGUAACUGUGUCUAGUGCCAAACUGAAAAGGAAAAAGAACUGGUUUGGAACAGCUAUUUACACAGAAUUAGCUGCAGAUGGAGAAAUCAGGAAAACAGCAAAAUCAAGUAGUUCUUCAAAUCCAAAAUGGGAUGAACAGUUGACUGUGAAUGUGACUCCACAGACUACGCUGGAAUUUAAGGUGUGGAGCCAUCAUACUUUAAAAGCAGAUGCUUUAUUAGGAAAAGCCACUGUAGACUUGAGACAAGCCUUGGAAAUACACAAUAGAAAAUUGGAAAGAGUGAAAGUAUUAUUGAAACUGUCUUUGGAAAACAAGAGUGGCCUGGUGCAAACAGGUGAACUAACAGUUGUGCUUGAUGGUUUGGCAGUUGAAGAAGAAUCUUUUACAAACUGCAGUUCAGCGGCAACCAUAGAAGUCCAACAAAAUGGUGAUGCUGUUCAUGAAACCAGAGAAACUUCAGGAAGAACUACAUCCAGAUCUACCUGUGAUGUUACUAAUGAGACAGACAAUCAAACAUCUUCAAACUCUGUAGUAGAGAAUGCAUUCUGUAUGCAUACUGUUAAUGGAGACAGCACAUCAUCUCCUUCUCAUGUUGCCAGACCCAAAACUACCCCAAAACCACUUACAACCCAGCCUACCAACAACACUGUUAAUGGUGAGUCCUUGUCUGUACCAGAAGCUGAUGAUUCUUCUGCCUCUGAGGCUUUUACAGGUUCUGUAGAAGCCUCCACAUCAACAGAUUGCACUAACACUACUCCAGAAACUUUAUCAACAACAGAAGCAACUAGUUAUUCAGAAAACAACAUGUCUACGACAAUCUCCACUGUCUCUGUUGGACUUGAAACUGUAACUACCACAGACUCUGUAUCCUCAACUGCCAGAAGCAGUACAGCUACAGAAGCGGCAAAACCAAGGGAGUCCUCUUCAGGUGCAUCUGUCGAAUCUGUAAGACAACAGCCUGGUAAUGCCAGUACUGAACCUUUGCCACCAGGAUGGGAACAGAGAAAAGAUCCUCAUGGUAGAACUUAUUAUGUUGAUCACAACACACGAACUACAACUUGGGAAAGACCACAGCCUUUACCUCCAGGCUGGGAAAGAAGGGUUGAUGAUCGUGGAAGAGUUUACUAUGUGGACCAUAACACAAGAACAACAACAUGGCAGAGACCAACAAUGGAAUCAGUCAGGAACUUCGAGCAGUGGCAGUCUCAGCGUAACCAACUGCAGGGAGCUAUGCAACAAUUUAACCAACGAUACCUCUAUUCGGCUUCAAUGCUGACAGCAGAAAAUGAUCCACUUGGGCCUCUACCACCAGGCUGGGAAAGAAGAGUGGAUUCAAAUGAUAGGGUGUAUUUUGUGAAUCACAACACAAAGACCACACAAUGGGAAGACCCUCGAACUCAAGGCUUACAAAAUGAGGACCCUCUUCCUGAAGGCUGGGAAAUCAGAUAUACUAGAGAAGGUGUCAGAUACUUUGUUGAUCAUAAUACAAGAACUACCACCUUCAAUGAUCCUCGUACUGGGAAAUCCUCUGUAAAUAAAGGCCCUCAGAUUGCGUAUGAACGUAGCUUUAGGUGGAAACUUGCUCAUUUCCGUUACUUGUGUCAGUCAAAUGCACUCCCAAGCCAUGUGAAGAUCAAUGUAUCCAGACAGACAUUAUUUGAGGAUUCCUUCCAGCAGAUCAUGGCUUUAAAACCUUAUGACUUAAGGAGGAGAUUGUAUGUUAUAUUCAGAGGAGAAGAAGGAUUGGAUUAUGGUGGUUUGGCAAGAGAAUGGUUUUUCUUGCUUUCCCAUGAAGUACUAAACCCUAUGUACUGUCUAUUUGAAUAUGCUGGCAAGAGCAACUACUGUCUGCAGAUAAACCCAGCAUCAACAAUCAAUCCAGAUCAUCUGUCAUAUUUCUGUUUCAUUGGGCGCUUUAUUGCCAUGGCAUUGUUUCAUGGAAAAUUUAUUGACACUGGUUUUUCUCUGCCAUUCUACAAGCGCAUGCUAAAUAAGAAACUUACUAUUAAGGAUUUGGAAUCUAUUGAUACUGAAUUUUAUAACUCCCUAAUUUGGAUAAGGGACAACAACAUUGAAGAAUGUAACUUAGAAAUGUACUUCUGUGUUGACAUGGAGCUUUUGGGGAAAGUUACUUCCCAUGAGCUGAAAUCAGGAGGUUCAAAUAUUUUGGUAACGGAGGAGAACAAAGAAGAAUAUAUUGGCCUGAUGGCAGAGUGGCGCUUUUCUCGGGGAGUAAGAGACCAAACCAAAGCUUUCCUUGAUGGUUUCAAUGAAGUUGUUCCCCUACAGUGGCUACAGUAUUUUGAUGAAAAGGAGUUGGAGGUUAUGCUCUGUGGCAUGCAAGAAGUUGAUUUAGCAGACUGGCAAAGGAACACUGUUUAUCGUCAUUACACCAGAAAUAGCAAGCAGAUCAUAUGGUUCUGGCAGUUUGUAAAAGAGACAGACAACGAGGUUCGCAUGCGACUGUUGCAGUUUGUCACUGGUACUUGCCGAUUACCACUGGGAGGAUUUGCUGAGCUCAUGGGAAGUAAUGGCCCUCAGAAAUUCUGCAUUGAAAAAGUUGGCAAGGAAACCUGGUUACCAAGAAGUCAUACUUGCUUUAAUCGUUUGGAUCUGCCGCCAUAUAAAAGCUAUGAACAGCUGAAAGAGAAGCUGCUUUUUGCAAUUGAAGAGACAGAAGGAUUUGGUCAAGAGUAGAAGGGGCUUCUGGGCAAAGAGGAGAUCUUGCAUUAGUAAAAGGCCCAGCCAACUAAAAUUGCACAUGUGAUUGUAUAUAAGCUUUUGUUCUGUACAGUGAUCUUUCUGGAACUCUAAAGUAGAAAUGUUCGCCGUUCUUCCACAGAGAUAUGCAAAACAGUUCAGCCUUUUCUACUUUAUUUAUUGCCCCUUCAAAAGACCAGGAAAAAAAAUCAAGUUUUGAAAGUGGACAAGAGACUUUAUUUAAACUAUAUAUAUAUAUUAAAAAUAUAUUUGAAUAUAUAUACUGGUGGGCUCUAGUUUUAUAGAGCUUUAAGUGUAUGAAACAUUGCAGCCAUUUAAAAGGGCCUGGAUUGCUUUACCUUGGCUUUAUUAUUCAGAAAAAAUGUGCAGACUGCUCUGUGUUCUCAUUCAUUAAACAUCUCCAAGGUUGUUUUAUUGCAUGGCUGUUCCAAAAGGUGUUAAAGGCUUAGGCCAAACUUAUCUUAAAUAUGUAGAAAAAUGCUGCUGGCUUUUGAGAUGACAGAAUUUCUUCUGUCAGUUUAAUUUUUUCUUAAAUACUUAAAAUAACUGAUAUCCCUCUCCUACAUUUAUGUAGCUAAGGUCAUGAAUAAAGCCUUUAUUACUUGCACAAGAGUAAUGUUCAAUAAGAUGAAUGUGAUUAAUGUUUCAAGCAAUUGGUGCCACUGUUCUGACUUACUGUAGGAGCUGAACAGAGUAUUUUAUUUCAUUGAGCAGCAUUGAAAUUUGUUUACAUAUUACCUUGGAUUAUUACCAAGAGUAUGUUAGGUAAAGAGAAAAGAAUAAAAAACUCACAUGUUCUCUCUUGGUCUGGUGUCUUACAGGUAUUUUUUUUUAAUCUGUGAUGUACUUAAAUUACGUAGGGUAAAUGAUGCAAUUUGAAGAAUAUAUGAAAGAUACGAACUUCUGCUGCUUUUAUAUUCAUGUUCAGUUUUUGUUAUAGAUCUGGAAAACCCAAAUUGAAUGACAGCUACAUAAGCCUUGCACAAUUCAAUACUAAUUUUCUUUUAGUAUUAAAUAUUUUCAUCCCUUUAAGUUUGGAUGUACCCAAAUUUAAAUAUCUGUAUCUAAAUCCUGCCAUUCUUUUACAUAGGCCAGGUUUGUCCUAUGUGCAUAAUAACAUACAAUUUAAUUUUAAAGGUGUUUUAUCAGUAUUGAGGGCAUUUGCUGAACUGCAAAGCUGUUUAACAAAUGAUAAUCUUACUCAUGUGAAUUAUUAAACGCUACUUUUAGCAAACCGUGCUUCCUUAUUACAGAGAACAUUUUGAAUCUUACUACUUGUAUCAUGCUUUCAAUAUUCACUGUAAAUUCCAUUAUAAAUUUAACUUAUACCAAAUUUUGUACACACAAACCUGAUUUCUUAGAAUGUGAUUAAAACAUUUCUGUAACAUAUCUAUUGUAUUGCACUGCUAAAAGUGUACGUGCAGAAAAAUACUGCUAUACCUGUUGUUGUACCUUUUCAAUAUAGCAAUUGAAUUCUGCCAAACUUUAUUUUUCUACAUAUUGGAUUCUUAUGCUUUGUUUUUCAAAAUGCACAACUUAACUGUGGAGCUGUUACCCUGCAACUGGCUUUGAUAAAAGCAGUGAUUCUGAUUGGCUCAGACUGCUUUCCUGUAUAGCAGUUACCCAACAGCAGGACUUUUCAUCACUCAAGUUCUUCUACCAUACUACCUAGAGCUGUUUUCAUCAAAUAUGCAGUACACAAAUACAUUUAAGGUGGAAGUUCACUUAAAUGAUAAUAAAUUCCCUCUGCCAAUAAAAUUGGAGACUGACUUAAGAUGCUGGAAAAUCUAUGUGGUUUGCAUAAGCAACAACUGAAGCAAGCUAAGAAUAGUACAGCUGAACUUCAUUAAUUUGCACUAAUGAAUGCCUGGGUCACCCCACUGCAAACUGCUGGAUCUUGUGAAUCUGUAAGUGAACAAAAUAAAAAAGCAAGGACAGCACAUCA
Molecule: messenger RNA, 4778 nt
Organism: Gavialis gangeticus (Gharial)
Lineage: Eukaryota; Metazoa; Chordata; Crocodylia; Gavialidae
Gene: WWP1
Product: WW domain containing E3 ubiquitin protein ligase 1
Exons: 23
Coding region: 50-2809 (919 amino acids)
Biological process (GO): ubiquitin-dependent protein catabolic process
Molecular function (GO): ubiquitin protein ligase activity; protein binding
Source: RefSeq, a predicted model, not a curated record